AUUACUUUUAUCAGAAAAUAUUACUGCAGUAUUUUGUAUCUAUUUGACUACAAACAUUUAAAUAAAGUUUAGCCUAAUUUUGAAUCGCAUAUUUUUUAAAAUGUCUGUUAUAGCAGUUGGUGGAGUUCCAAUGAAAUAUAGUUUAGUAAGGGUGAUAAAACUAGUGGCACCGGCCAUAAAAGGUCACUUUGAAGGGUUAAAUUUCGCUCCGGGCAUAAAAAAUACAAAGAUUUGCUACUUACGUCUAUCUGAAAAGCUGGACCCUCUUCAAGUCGUCGAGAAUAUAAAUUCAAAACCCCUUGGAACCACAAAAAUAAAAGCAUUUAUUCCAGACCAUGUUCCAGAUUUGCCGCUUGCCUCUAAAUUGAAACAAAUUCCACCAAAAUUGAGAAAGUCUUUAAGAAUUCCACAAGAAUUUACGCCACAGCAGUUAAUAUCCAUAACUCAUAGUCUGAUCAUGCAAGAGAUGCAAUCAAAAUAUACAGGAUUAUACGAGCUCAGCAAUAAAACUGGGACGAAAGGAAACCAUGAAUUGCUUAAUAUGAUCGGCCAGGUGGUGUUUGAUCGUCUCAAUGAAAUAAUGAAAUCAGGUCCUCCAAUCGAAACAUGUUUCCAAUUGAGCAAGUCGUAUCGCAAGAAACACCCCCACUUUGGUGAUUUCCAGUUCAUCCUGUCCACUCUGCAUCAGCUGCAAGAUGCUGAGGGGAAGCCCCGGGAACAGAUACAAGAGAGUGAACUGACUAUUCAAGUUGCGCCUUACAAGCUAGACAACAUACAAGCGGCCUGCAAUAAAUAUACUGAUAAAAUAACCAGCAAGAUAUUGCAUCAUGUGAAUAAUCUGAAAACAGAAGUGAAUCCGGACAAUGAUUCCAUGGAGGAAGCGGCCAGGGUCAAGGUCAGGGAGCAACUUAAGAAACUGACACCUUAUCUACCAAAUAUAAUCAAACACACUGUCAAUAAAUACUUCAUUCCGCAUCAGAGAAGCUGCCAGUUAGUCAGGGUGUACGGCGAGCCGUACCUGCCGAAGAAGGACGUGAUGGCGCCGUGGGCGCGCCGCUACCGCGCCCUCCCCACGCGCGACCAGCGCAUGUACAACCUGCUCGCCCUGCGCGUGCCGCGGGACGCGCUGCUCGCCCUGCUCGCCGCCGACGGCACGCUCGUCGGUGGUUCCAAGUUGGUGAUAAGACCUGCCGAUCUACCUCGGUAUAAAAUGCGAGUCGACUCGUUCAGCAAUCAAGCGAGCGCGACGGAGGACUCGAAAGCGACGGAGUUCGAGGAACUCGACGGCGACUUCAUCGGAGAGUGGAACGAGCAGUGGUAGCGUUUGUGACAAUUGUAAA
Messenger RNA from Vanessa tameamea, 1340 nucleotides. RefSeq lists its product as uncharacterized. The record is from RefSeq and is a predicted model, not a curated record. The transcript is spliced from 10 exons. Bases 101 to 1321 code for a protein of 406 amino acids. NCBI's taxonomy places the organism in Eukaryota, Metazoa, Arthropoda, Insecta, Lepidoptera, Nymphalidae.